Molecule: messenger RNA, 1227 nt
Organism: Eutrema salsugineum
Lineage: Eukaryota; Viridiplantae; Streptophyta; Magnoliopsida; Brassicales; Brassicaceae
Product: rhomboid-like protein 19
Exons: 8
Coding region: 135-1064 (309 amino acids)
Biological process (GO): retrograde vesicle-mediated transport, Golgi to endoplasmic reticulum
Cellular component (GO): Golgi apparatus; membrane
Source: RefSeq, a predicted model, not a curated record
GAUUAUUAUACAGGGAUCAGUUUUGAUUUCCAAUUGUGGGAGAAAAGAGAAAAUAAUCUCCGGUUUCAGCUGCGUCGACGAGAUCUGUCGUCAGGAUCUCAGAUUUGUUACACUCUCGCUCAUAAUCCGGCGACAUGAGUUCUCCGGGAACGAGUAUGUUCACCAAUUUCACCAAGCUCUGCAAAGGACUUGCUCUGGUGCUUGUCGUGGGUCACGUCGUAGUUCAGUUCAUUCCCGCUACCGUCACAUACCUUGCGCUGAUUCCUGCGAGGACCAUUCCUUUUGCCUGGAAUCUGAUAACAAGCGGCUACUUUGAACUGUCAGUACAUGGGGUUGUCUUCAGCACAGUUUCUCUCCUCUUUAUGGGAAAGUUCCUGGAACCUGUCUGGGGUUCCAAGGAGUUCCUUAAGUUCAUCUUUGUGGUGAACUUUCUUACCUAUCUCUGUGUUUUUGUUACAGCCAUUGCUUUAUACUACAUAACGAGGCUGGAAAUCUACCUAUAUAUGCCCUUUGCAGGUUUUCAUGGUGUUUUGGCAGGCCUUCUUGUCGGGAUAAAGCAGAUAAUACCUGACCAGGAGGUCCUGCUGUUAAAGAUAAAAGCAAAGUGGUUGCCCUCUAUUAUGCUAGUUUUGUCCAUAGCCUCAAGCUUCUUCACAGUAAAUUCAGCAGCAUAUCUUCCCACUUUGAUAUUUGGUACAUAUAUGGGCUGGUUAUACCUCAGAUACUUCCAGAGGAGGCCAGAAACAAAGCUCAGAGGUGAUCCGAGUGAUGACUUUGCCUUCUCUACUAUCUUUCCUGAAUUCCUCAGACCGAUAAUAGAUCCUAUAGCCUCAAUCUUUCAUCGGAUGCUUUGUGGACGAUCAAAUGCCACCAGCGAAGCCCAUGGUUAUUCUACCAGCGGUUAUUCUACCAGCGGUGCUCCAUUACCGGGUUCUGACUCUGCUGAAGCUUCCAGGAGGAGAGAAAGAGGAGCAAGGGCUCUAGAGGAGAGACUUGCAACGGAAAGGUUGGUUCCUCCAAGGAACAAAGAUGAGUUGCAGAGUGAUGCUUUGGAUAGCGUUUAAGUGGAGAUUGCAACUAACUUUUUGAAGAUGCUGUGUGGGUUCUUACUUGUUUUUUAUUUUUUUUAUUCUAUGUUAUGAAAUAUUGACUUCAUACAGAAUCAAUCAGCUUCUCCGUAAAUUCGAUGACAGCUCGGAAAAGUAGCGAAUUUUUCAUUGGACAAAC